Molecule: messenger RNA, 636 nt
Organism: Echinostoma caproni
Lineage: Eukaryota; Metazoa; Platyhelminthes; Trematoda; Plagiorchiida; Echinostomatidae
Source: the annotation of a GenBank genome assembly
AUGGGUUCGAUUGGAUCUAUAUUCUCAAUUUUUCGACGUCCAUCUGAUGCACACGGACCGGUGAAGAGCACAGAGGCUUUGCAAACUGGCCGCCACCUUGUGGCUGCCGGUUAUGCCCUCUACGGAAGCGCUACAAUUAUGGUCUUGUCUGUUGGUACCGGUGUCCAUGGAUUCGCUUUGGAUGGGUCUGUUGGUGAGUUUAUCCUCACUCAUCCCAACAUCCAUGUCAAUCCUCGCGGGAAUAUUUACUCCAUAAAUGAGGGUUAUGCCAAUACUUGGGACGCUGCAAUCACCGAAUACAUUCACGAAAAAAAAUUCCCGAAGACUGGAAAGCCGUACUCGGCGCGGUACAUUGGUUCCAUGGUGGCGGACGUUCAUAGAACCCUAGUCUACGGUGGUAUCUUUCUUUAUCCGGCCACAAAAACGUCCAAGUCAGGAAAGCUUCGUCUACUGUACGAGUGCUAUCCGAUGGCAUUCAUCAUGGAGCAAGCCGGCGGAGCCGCGUCCACCGGUUUCAUACCCGUUCUGGAUAUUCAACCCCAUCACAUUCACGAACGUGCACCAAUUAUUAUGGGCAGUCGAGAGGAUGUGGCUGAUGUGGAGGCACUCAUACAGAAACACAAAUCGGCAAUCUAG